Penaeus vannamei (Pacific white shrimp) is the source of this 111-nucleotide messenger RNA. Lineage: Eukaryota; Metazoa; Arthropoda; Malacostraca; Decapoda; Penaeidae. The record is from RefSeq and is a predicted model, not a curated record.
GAGAAGAGAAGAGAGGAAAAGGAAGGAGAAAGAGAAAGAGGGAGAGAGAAGAAGCAGAAGAAGAGAGAAAGAUAUAAAUGGAUAAAGGGGAGAAGAAGAGAAAAAAAGAUG